AUGACCUCAUUGAUCCAUAUGGCAAUGUCUCAUCUUGGCCGUCGGCACAAGAAGAUUGUUGCCAAUGGACAUUGGAUAGGAGUCAGCUGUAAUGUUACCGGUCGAGAGUUAAGCUUCAUUGGUAAUGUUGGACUUUGUGGAGUUGACCUCCCAAUAAAUUGCACAAAAAAGGAGGCAUGUCAAGGUUCAACACAUGUUGGUGAAGAUGGAGAUGAGUCUGAGGUGUUUUGGUUCUACAAUGGCAUGGGUAUUGGAUUUGCCCUAAGCUUUUGGGACGUUUGCUGUGUUCUUUUCUUCAAAAAUACUUGGACGCAUGCUGCUUAUUACACGCUUCUUGAUGAAGUAAAGGAUCAGAUCUAUGCAGGUGCAAUGCUGAAGGUGAACUGGUUCCGCAAGAAAGUCGAGUAA
Molecule: messenger RNA, 408 nt
Organism: Ilex paraguariensis (yerba mate)
Lineage: Eukaryota; Viridiplantae; Streptophyta; Magnoliopsida; Aquifoliales; Aquifoliaceae
Source: the annotation of a GenBank genome assembly